UGUGGUCAACAGUGCUAAUCUUGGCCGCACUUAUCAGAACCAAUUUAGCUGUUGAACUUUGAAGUGGUACAGGUUCUGCUUCAUCAUGUCAAAGCUACGGUACUUUUACGACCUUAUGUCACAGCCCAGUCGGAUGCUGUAUAUCUUUCUGGAGUCGACGAAGAUCCCCUACGAACGGUGUCUAGUAAAUCUGGGAAAAGGCGAGCAUUUGACCGACAAGUUCAAGACGAUCAAUCGCUUCCAAAAGGUCCCGUGCAUCGUCGACAAAAACGACCUACAUCUGGCGGAAAGUGUUGCCAUCGUGCGGUAUUUGGCCCGGGAGUAUCCAUUCUCGGAUCAUUGGUACCCCAAGGACAGUCAGAAACGAGCCCGGAUCGAUGAGUAUCUGGAAUGGCAGCAGCACAAUACGCGGGCCGUUUGUGCCACCUAUUUCCAGUACGUGUGGCUGCGGCCAAAGUUGAUGGGAACCAAGGUCAAUCCGGAACGGGCCGAGGAGUACAAGCAGAAAAUGGAGGACUGCUUGGAUUUCAUCGAGAGUGAUUAUCUGGGCGGAGGCAAUCCCUUCCUAGUGGGCAAUGAGAUUUCCGUUGCGGAUCUGUUUGCGGCGUGCGAGAUUGAGCAACCAAAAAUGGCUGGCUUCGAUCCGUGCGCAGGGCGACCGAAAAUGACUGCUUGGAUGGCCCGGGUCCGGGAGGCAACCAAUCCGCACUACGAUGAAGCGCACAAAUUGGUUUACAGGAUUGCUCCGGAUAGCGUUCCGAAGCCGAAGUUGUAGAGUUGGAAGAUGAUACAGGUGCCGGAAGUUUACAUGUUGGGAUAUAUUUUGGAAACAAAGUUUUACAUAAA
Aedes aegypti (yellow fever mosquito) is the source of this 846-nucleotide messenger RNA. Its product is annotated as glutathione S-transferase theta-1. Gene Ontology annotation, molecular function: glutathione transferase activity. Bases 86 to 775 code for a protein of 229 amino acids. The transcript has 3 exons. Gene Ontology annotation, cellular component: cytoplasm. Gene Ontology annotation, biological process: glutathione metabolic process. The record is from RefSeq and is a predicted model, not a curated record. NCBI's taxonomy places the organism in Eukaryota, Metazoa, Arthropoda, Insecta, Diptera, Culicidae.